Camelina sativa (false flax) is the source of this 3256-nucleotide messenger RNA. The record is from RefSeq and is a predicted model, not a curated record. Lineage: Eukaryota; Viridiplantae; Streptophyta; Magnoliopsida; Brassicales; Brassicaceae.
GAAUUACUAAUUUGACCCAAAUUGAGCAGUUAAUUGCUAGAUUAGCUCCUAAAAUUUGAGGGUCAGUUGGGUUAGUUUCAUACCAAAAAUACCCUUUUUUGCUUUGUUAGGAAAAAAACAAAAGUCAAUAUUACCCUUUGUAAAAAAUUCCUGCAAUUUCGUUUUUUUUUCUUUUUUUAAUAAAAGUCUGCCAUACAUGUAAUGGCAGACUAAUUUGCAAGUGGCAGAUUUAUUGUUGAUGGCAGUUUUUUUUUUGUAGACUUAUUUUAGAUGGCAGAUUAAUUUGCAGAAUUUGACGGCAGAUUUGUUUUAUAUGGCAGAUUUAUUUGAAGUGUGUAACGACAGAUUUUUCAUGGACAGCAGAUUUUCUUAACACGACAGACUUAUAUAUAAAGUUAUGACAGAUUUUCAUUGUUUUAGUCAAAUUUCUAGAAAUUUUGUGGCAGAUUUUUUAUGAUUGUUGCAACAGUUUUAUUUUUCCACUUAAAAAAUCUGUCACAUUACGACAGAUUUAUAUACGUAAAAAUAAUUGCUAGUUUGACAUCUAGUGGAGGCAGAUUUUUUUUUAGUUAUGACUGACUUUUGGAUUGAAGGGAAAAUCUGUUGUUUGAUAACACAUUUUCGAAAGUCUUUUUAAAAUUGUUAUAUUGACCCACAUGCACAAUAUAUGUUGUGGCAGAUUUUCUUAUGUUAUGACAGUUUUUUUUUUCUUACUAAAAAAUCUGCUGCUUAAUAACAGAUUUAUUAUAUAUGAAUACAAUGAUAACAGUUUUGUUUUUUGUUGAUAUAGUGACAGCAGAUUUGUUAUCUGUAAUGACAAAUCUAUUAUUUCGCAUUUGAUAACAGAUUUUUUAUAACAGAUUUUUUACAGAGUAAUGACAGAUUUAUUAGUGCCUUUGGUGACAGAUUUUUUUUUAAGUUAAGCGACAGACUUUUGUAGCAGUUGCCAUAUAUGGCGAGAAUCUAGGGUUUACCCUUUUUUGCUCUUUUGUAUCGUGCCUCCCCUCCCCUAUAUCGACUGAAAUUUUUUUCUUUUUUUGGUUCAUCUUAUUUUUCCAUAAAUUCCUUCUUCCUCCUUUCCAAUGUGGAUUUAAUCAUGCUUUCUUCCUUUUGGGGUUCAUAAUCGACUUGUCUAUUAUUUUCCUUUUAAGGUGGUUUUUUUUUUUCAUUUCCUCCUUCACGUUUUAGAGUAAUUCACAUUCAACCAAGAGAAUAUGAAGCAGGUGAUUCUCGUUUGUGGUAAUUGGAUCUUUGACAACAAUAAAUGGUUGUUUGUUGUUGAUAAUGAAAGGGGUUCACGAAUUCUACAAUGUAACGAUCAAAGCAGAUUUGAUGAUUGCAUUGGAAUGGUUUAUGAGGAUUACAGGCUGGAUAACAAGGUAUUUGAUGUUGUCUUGAGUUACAAGAUCUCGAAGAGGUUAUUGCAGGACUUACCCGGUGAUACACCACCAGUUAUUAUUGAUAAUUCUCGUCAGUUGCACACUUUUCUGGGACAAUUGGAAAGGGAUACAGGUCGACUUUGUGUUGAAGUGAAGAAGAAAAUACAGACUGAUUUGAAUCACAUAGGUAAGAAACGAGGAAGAGAUGAAAAUGAUCAGGUUGGAGAAGAGUAUCUUGAUAUGGCCAGCGACACAAAUGAAGAAGAGAUGGAUGAAGAUGAUAGUAGAUUUGAUUAUUGUGAUGAUUCUGACGGAACAGAUUCUGAUGAUGAGAAUUUUACCCUGUAUGGAAUUCCACCAGAAGAAGAGGAUCAUAAAUUGCCAAUGAAGAAAAGGAGUUCAUCUUUUUAUAUUGAAGAAAAUAAGGAACCAGUUGAUGUCUCAAAGGUAGACUUGUCUUCUGUGAAUUUGGCUGUUGGGCAAAUGUAUGAUACAAAGGAGCACCUAAAAACACGUUUGAAGAUACUAACCUUGGUUCAAAGGUUUGAUUAUUAUGUUUACAAAUCGAGACCAACCUUAUUGAUUGUAAAGUGUUGGGUUAAAGGAUGCAAGUGGAGGGUAACAGCUGCAACAUUAAGACACUUUCCAAAGUUUGAGGUGCGUGUGUUUAUUUCAGCACAUACAUGUUCAGUAACAGAGCGCUCUAUGCGUGCCCGACAAGCAGAUCAUCAUAUUCUAGGAGAGUUGUACAAAGAUUUUGUUGGUGGAGUUGGUCCCAAGGUACUGCCAAUGCAUGUUGCUGAAGCGUUGAAUAAACGUUUUCAUAUCAAGAUGGAUUAUUGGAAAGCAUAUCGAACGUUAAGGCAUGCUCGCAAGUUGGUCAGGGGUAGUCCAGAGAGUGGUUAUGAGCAGCUUCCUACAUAUUUGUAUAUGAUAAAAAGGGCAAAUCCUGGAACUUUUACACAGCUUGAUGUUGAUGAAGCUCAAAGAUUUAAGUACUGUUUUCUAGCAUUUGGUGCAAGCAUACAGGGAUUUCCGUUUUUGAGGAAAGUGGUUGUUGUGGAUGGUACUUUUUUACAGGGAAAAUACUUAGGGACACUACUGACAGCAACAGCUCAAGAUGGCAAUUUUCAGAUUUUUCCUAUUGCUUUCGCCGUGGUUGAUACAGAGAAUGAUGAAUCAUGGGAAUGGUUUUUCAAGCAACUCAGCUGUGUGAUACUAGAUGAUGAAAGCCUUUCCAUUAUUUAUGAUAGGCAUCAAUCAAUUGGGAAAGCUAUUAAAAAGGUCUAUCCGAAGUCUAGUAGGGGAAUAUGUACAUACCAUAUGUACAAGAAUAUUUUGGUCCGGUUUAAAGGUCGAGCAGAAUUCGCUUUGGUUAAAAAGGCGGCGAAUGCUUUUAGACUUAUCGACUUUCAAACCACAUUUGAUCAGAUAGAAGCCAUGAAUCCAGCACUACAUGAGUACCUCGUGAGGGCUGAUGUGCGUAUGUGGACUCGUGUACAUUUCCCAGGUGAUAGGUACAACUUGCUUACAAGCAACAUUGCAGAAUCAAUGAAUAAGGUCAUGUCACAUGCUAGGAGCUUUCCUAUUGUACAACUGUUGGAAGAAAUAAGGUCCAUGAUGACUAGGUGGUUUUCUGAUAGAAGGACUGAUGCAUUGAAGAUGACAACAAACUUGACUCGUGGUGUAGAGAAAAUUUUCCAGGUCUGUUCGUUUCUAUCCUUUCUUAGCAAGUGUGUAUGUUAUACAACUAAGUUUCUAAUAUAAUGUCACAAUUAUUUUAUAGGGUCGUGUGGACUAUGCUAAGUUACUUACUGUCCAAGAUAUCGAUGCACACCAAGUACAAGUAACAAGUGGAACAUCUCUGCAUGUUGUCA